UAAUUUUUUGCCAACCUCCCCAGGUCCAUCGUCAUACACAACUAGAGUUAACGCGACGAGAUGUUUUUGUGAACAAGAAAAUGGAAAAAGAAAACAGAGAUAGCAGAUUCCCAGAUUCUGAUGAGGAUUUUGAAGUCUUAGAUAUAGAAAUGGAUGCAACCAUGAACCUAGGAGGAAUGUACGAAGAUGAUGAUGGACCAUUCCAUUCUAUAGACAUGGAAAUCCAUGAUAACCUCAAUCUCAGUCGUUACUCUACAACACCACCUGUGAACCAUCGAGAACAGAAACGUUAUGGUAAACAAGAAAACAAAACACCUAAAGUUGUUCAUGCUGGUGGUAAGCAUAGUACCUCUAGAGCACAAAUGGGCACGGUAACAGAAAGUAAUUUUUCACCAGUGGUGAGGAGAAAUUCUCAAGAAGCAAUGACCGAAGAUGCCAAAGAGGCAUUAAAAAAGAAGAAACGGGAUAUAAAAAAGGAACGCAACCACCAACGUGAAGAAAAAAUCUCAAUCAGGCAUAACAAAAAUUGCAUCAUUACUCCAUCUCAUUCUCAGGAAGUGAUGAGUAUCAAUAAUAGAACGAGUUAUUCAAGCAAUCGCUACCAGAGUUUGACCUACUUACAAGUCAGCCCACCAAUUUCACCUAAUACCACUACAAAAAAAAGACAGAGCUCCAUUGGUAAUCAAUUGGUUGAAUGUCCAAAAGACAGAUUAGAUUUUCAUAGAACUUUUUCCUAUGUCAUCAAAAUGGGAGCGAGUAAUUCAAAGAAAGAAAAAAGCCAUGAUAUCACCCGGCUUAAGGUUCAGAGACAGAACAGUCAACAGCAGGAGUUCUACCAAACUCAGACAGCGGAAUUGAUCUGGCUGGCUUUACAGGCUUGGCAAAAUUGCGUUGAAAUGGAACAACAGGAUAAACUGCUUAUGACUGCACGUUCAAAAGCUAAGGAAAUUGUUGACAGAAUAUUGAAAUUCAGUUUUGAACCUAUAGGAACCGGUAUACAGAGAAGUAAGUCACUGCAGAAUUCUACCACUCCAAUUUUGUUUGAAAAAGAUUUUGAUGAUGAGGAAAAUUCUUCUAGCAAUUCAUCUCACAUUCCUCAUAGCCUAUCAGAUUCUCAUAUUGACCAAUCAAGGGAACAGACAGUGUUCUCUGAGGCAUGCGAGCCAAAGACAAGUAUUUUACGAAGAUCUUCUCUUGCGUUUGGCUAUGAGGUCACAGCUCUGAUGAAGAUGAUCCAACUAGCGCAUAAACAGAUUGGCCCACUUCUGUGUGAUCUGGAAAAUGUUCAGAAACUUUAUAUCUCAUCGAAAGCCCUUGAAAAAGAUAUACCUGAGUUCACUUCAGAAGCAUUUAUCAGACAGGUUAACACACUCAAUCUGUGGAUAAACAUCACUAUCGAUAUUUCGCAUAAAUUAAAACUCCUUGGCUCCCAUCUUGGAGUUUAUGAUUCUGGUAACUGGCCAGGAAUUGAAUAUGAUGGACGUUACUCCAUUACCAACAAUUCUAGUAUCAUUAAACCAUAUGCGAAAAAAUCAGGUCGUCUCAGCUUACCAAGUGUUCGGGAAGACUCAUUAGAUUCCCAUGACCAUGAACCUCAAGUGGGAGAUAACUCUUCUACCUAUUCACCCAUUUCUAAACCUGUUGCCAUGCCUCCUGUGCCUGUUGCUACACCUUCACCUGUUGCCACGCCUACUACACCUGUUGCCACGCCUACUACACCUGUUGCUACAUCUACACCCGCUACCACGCCGACCACACCUAAGCCAGGUCGAUUUUCACCAAUGACGCGUAUAUUUAGUUCAUGUCACUUCAGUUUUGAUGAGGAAAACUCUACUUGGAUGUACAGACCUUACGUUGACAGUGGUUUAAAACACAAGGGCCUAGAGAAGACAAUGAUUGCCCUGCAGUCCAUCAUAGGUCCAACAUUAACACGUGCCAAGAUGGCAAUGGAAAGAGUAUCAGUUACGGGAGAAUCCACUGACUUAACAAAGGGAGAUGAAUUUCCUAGUCAUCCAUGUCUAGAUACAAGUUCAGCUAACAUCAGUGAUGUACAUACCAGUUGCUUUAUCAAGCAUGGUUGUCAUAGUGAAGAAUUCAAAGCCAUGAAUCUUCCGUCUUUCAGGCAUGCAUAUGUGUUUCUGCUCCGUGUUUUACUUGAUGUUAUGCAUGAAUGUUUACAUUUUCGGCUUGCUCAGAAGCCAGCAGCAGAGGCCGAGCCGUCCAUUCACAGCAUCAAUCAGCUUAUCCAUGAAUGUAAGGAAGUGAUUCGUUGGGCAGUGUGGAUUAAGGAGUAUUAUCAUAGGAUGGUGCAAGCAGUUGUCAAUGACAGCCAAGAUGUAGACACAGACAUUGAAGAGUAUGAAGAAAAUUUAAAGAACAUGCUAGAUGUUUAUUUUGAAUACAUUCAUAUUUGGAUGUCAAUGCUUCAACGAUCGCCUCGUGCUUCAGCAAGUUUAAAGAACAUACUUGAAGAGGAGUGGGCUUUCUCAAAAGAGUUCUGUCCUCACAUCAGAAGUGGAGAAUCGAAGGCUGGCAAAAGAUUCUGCAUCAUGGCAAGCAACUUACUUGAAUCUACUAGAGAAUACCUUGAAGCCGAGACAGAUGACAUCUGCUCUGGGUUGCAGGAUAGCACAUUAUAUCCAGAGAACAUCAUACAAAGUACGAGAGAUUCCAGCAGAGGCAUAAAGCAGCUGUUUUAUGAGGCAAGAGAGAGGGCAUCCAGGGCUCUAAGCUUCGCUAAGAUGCUUCGAAAAGAUUUAGAGAUCGCAGCUGAGUUCCAUUUGUCUGUGUCUACUAAAACGUUGCUCAAGGAUUUAUGUUCUUCAAAUCAUGUCAGGGUACUGCUAGACAGUCCUGGUCACAUGCUUUUUGUUCCGCAACAUGUCGAAGGCAAAAUCCAACAGAUACGCCAGUUGUUGAGCGAUCUCUGUGGACGCGAAGAUUUCAUUCAGUCAAGCCCGUCCAGCGAAGACGGUUAUUUAUUAUUGGUGAAGACUGAUGACACGGAUUGGUGGCCGGGAAAGUGCAUUGAUGUUACUCUCAACGUUGAGAGGACCAUCGCUCUAGUAGACAUACAGGUUGAGAAUCUGCUGUUGGUAGUAAAUCAUUCUUCUCAGCUAUCCAGUCAACGCAAAGCAUUUGAGAAGGCUGUUGGAAGCGAUGUUGCCUUGGUGAUAGAAACCACAUCCAGUCACAACACAAUAGCAGAUGCCCUAUCAGAACUUAAGACUAUUGCCUUGACCCAUGGUGAGACAUUGACCUCGAACAUCUAUAAGAUACGCGAGAAUCUCGACAUUGAUGCCAUGCACGAUAUUCAUCAAACCGAAAAACUUGGCUUAUACUUCCGGGAAACCAUGCACAAAUGUUUUGCUGUUGGAUUUGAGUAUCAUAAAGAAGUAGCUCGUCUUCUGUCGGGAGAACUCCGCCAACGUCUUGGAAAGACCUCUCUCGCAUUUGCUAUAUCGUGGAUGAAAUUUGUGGUAGAUAAAUGUGAAAAAGGCAAGGGCAGAAAACCAAGGAUUUAAAAAAACUAAUGAACCAGUGUAUACAUCAUGUAAUUGGAGCACCUCCAAUAAGUUCUUGUCCAGCGAGUCCAGCUCCUAUUCAUCGCCCAUCAAGUCCAACGCCUGAGUCUAUAGGUAUGACUAAGCCAGGACUUCGUAGCAUCCAUUCUACUCCAGGCUCCCCAGUACCCAGUGACUUUCAACGUAAUAACAAUGAUUUGUUCAGGCCUGUAUAUAGCCCUUCCGAAGAGAGACUGGAACCGAAUUUCAAGCCAGUAGAGAAACGAUCCAGCCCAAUUUCAUUCAGUGAUAAAUUACCACACCCACGUAUCGUACAAAUGCGCAAGUCCCUUAAGACGUUAGAGGAAAAAAGAAUGAAGAAGCUGCAAGAUGAUGGGGUCAUAGGUCAUGUCAGUAAUCAUUCAACCAAUAACAACGCAGUGUUCAAUUGCCGUAAGGUCAAGUUCAGGUGGCAGAGAGGCUUCAAGAUAGGUGAAGGCCAGCAGGGAACAACAGUUUAUUCUUGUAUAAACAUGGAUACUGGUGAAACGCUCGCUGUGAAAGAGAUUCGGCUGCAGCGUUUUGAUGACCACAGUGCCCUGCGAGACCUUGCUGACGAGAUCAAGAUUUUUGAAAGUAUUAUCCAUCCGAAUUUAGUAAAAUAUUAUGGUGUUGAAAUUCACAGGGAGGAGUUGUUAAUUUUCAUGGAGUAUUGUGACGAUGGAACACUAGGUGAAGCGGCCGAGGACUGCCUGCCGGAGGACAUGAUUCGGCAUUACAUGUACGAGAUCGUCACGGCAGUCAGUGUACUACACGAGAAUGGCAUUAUCCAUAGAGACAUUAAAGGUGCAAAUAUUUUCCUGUCCUCGGAUGGUCAUCUGAAGUUGGGUGAUUUUGGUAGCGCCAUCAAGUUAAGCUCCCGCCAGACUUUACCAGGGGAAAUCUCGGAAUACCUUGGUACGCCUGCAUACAUGGCACCUGAGGUGAUCAAGCAGAGCGAGAAGAAGGAAGGAUAUGGACGUGCCUCGGAUAUCUGGAGCAUUGGGUGUGUGCUAAUUGAAAUGCUUACAGGAAAGCGCCCAUGGCAUGAGUACCGACAUGAGUACAGCAUUGUGUACAAAGUGGGUGAUGGAGCGAUUCCCAAGAUUCCUGAAGCCGCUAGUGAAGAGGCCAAAGAUUUCCUACACCAUUGCUUGCAGCAUAAUCCUGAGGAUAGGUGGACUGCCAACAGGCUUCUUGAACACCCGUUUAUCAAGGUGAGCUAGAUCUCCUGUCGACAGAUGUGUUAGCUAUACAGGUAAAAAAAAAAUUACAGACGUCAGUCUUUGCAGGGUAACAAAACAACUCUAUGACAAGUUUGUUAAAGAAGAGGUGGUGUGAGAUUGGAAAGCUAUCUGUAUUCAGUGUUUCGCUGCCAGGGAUGUGCUUUUACGUCUGACAAGGUUCACUUUGGGCUUCAAAGAUACGUCAAAAAUAGGGAGCUUUGGAUUGCAUGACAGUAGGACGGUAAGCGUCAUCUGCGCAUGCGUGAAUGUUAAGGCCACCUCGUUGAGUAGAUUCUGGAACGCAAUUUGGUCAAAUCUACGUAUGCAGAGAACGUAGGAUGCCAGGUAGGACGGUCACACAUGAGUGAUUCCAUUCUAGCGUUGCAUCGUCGCACAAAUCGAAAGCUCCCUAAUACCACUAUUGUAUUAAUAAUAUAUAAUAAUAUCUCGAAUUUGUAUGGCGCCAAUUCCAAACAAGAUCAAAGGCGCAACACAUGUGAAAAGCCAUCGGAAAACAAAUAGGUUUUAAGUGGUGACUUAAAGUUGCAAAUAGAGUAGGAGGAAGUUAUGUAAUUUAGGCUUAAUGACAGAGGUCGAAAAUGUUAACUCUCGCCCUGGACAUUCAGGGAACAGUGAUCUAAAAAUAGAUACUGUUUUGUUUAUUUUUCAUUACACUAGACUACAGUUGAUGGAAAUGAUUUUCAUAUGAUGGCCUUUGUAUUUAUACAUGAUGAAACUAAAAAAAACGGCUUGGCAGUCGAUGUGUUAACUGGCUAUACUGUUAUAAUGGUCUUUAAUUAAAGAUUAUUACUAUAACAUGAUCUAAUCAGUUAGCUGGCUGUAUAUGUUUAGCCUACUUUAGUGGAGGAUAUUAUUCACAAGCCAGUGGCAUAUAUAAAUAGUAAGGGGGCCGACCCAAGUACCCCACCAAAAACUUGCUGAAUAAAAAAAAUAUAUUCAAGUAGUUAAAAAUCAUCUCAUAUACCAUUGUGUCCCAGUUAGCCCCACCCCAUAUCGAUAACUGAUGAGGAUAAAUAAAAUUAAGAUACCUAUGCUAUUUCAAAAUGUGUUACUCAUCGCAGAAUAGAUAACUCUAUUAUUUUUCAUAAUUCAUAACAGGCAUACAUGUGAAUGUGUGUGAACUAAACAUCCAGUAAUUUAAACAAUAAUGAAAAGGGCAUUAGUAAUUAAACAAAAAUUGCUAUCAUUAUCUUUUUUUUUUAUACUUAUUGAGCUAUUAUUUAUUUAUUUAAUAUUUUUUACCUCAUCUGUACAAUAAUAGAUAUGAGAUGGUACUGCUGAGUUUGCCUGAUAUUUAAUAAUAAAUAGUUAUAGAUAAGAUUCUUAUACCAAUGGUCUUACAAUACCGUCAUUGUAUGAUAAAACUGGCAUCGGGAGUGCAGUAAUUCUGCUUCGCAGCAAAACCAGAUACAAGUUAAGGCCCCAUUCCCGGCAAAAUUUCACCAAAAUGAGAUUUUUUUUUUAAGGAAAAAUGCAUAUGCUUUACUUCAAUUAUUAUAAACCAUGGAAAACU
Messenger RNA from Anneissia japonica, 6302 nucleotides. Its product is annotated as mitogen-activated protein kinase kinase kinase 4-like. Gene Ontology annotation, biological process: MAPK cascade; protein phosphorylation. NCBI's taxonomy places the organism in Eukaryota, Metazoa, Echinodermata, Crinoidea, Comatulida, Comatulidae. The record is from RefSeq and is a predicted model, not a curated record. Gene Ontology annotation, molecular function: ATP binding; protein kinase activity.